Rhizophagus irregularis DAOM 181602=DAOM 197198 is the source of this 789-nucleotide messenger RNA. Lineage: Eukaryota; Fungi; Glomeromycota; Glomeromycetes; Glomerales; Glomeraceae. The record is from RefSeq and is a predicted model, not a curated record.
AUGAGCCAGCGAAUGCUUUCGCAAUAUCUGAGAGAUAUAGGAUUUUAUCGUGGUGCAAUAGAGAGAAAAGAAGACCCUAGAAAAUAUUAUACGUUUCUAACAGACCACGAAAGGUUGAUCGAUGAAGAGCUAUUGCGUCAUGGAACAGUUGAUAAUUCUAAAAAUUCUGAAAGAAAACAGAAAGAGUCCGAUGAUGAUGAUUUCCAACCUGUACCUGAUCGUCAACAAAAGCGGAAAAAAAAUCUAUCGUUACCAAAGGAUCAAUGGCCACAAACUUCAGAUCUGCCAGAUCUGUAUUUGAAGAACACAAUCUACGACCAAGAAGAAGUGAGGGAGAUGAUCAAUAAUCAUGUAGAGGCGGAGGAAAAUACUGGGAAUAGUAAUGAUCAAUUUGUAGAAUGGAUAGAAGAUUAUAAACCAACGUCAAAAACUUGUCGAUCAUGGGAAGAAAUAACGGUAAAAAGAGAUGUGACUUUAAUCGAAUCAGAUAUACCGGAUAUUGUAAUAUAUUUUUUUAAUGAAGUAGAGAAGAUAACAAAAAAAGAAAACGAAAAUAUUGUUAAGGAAAUCGAAAGAUUAUCUCCAGAAAUAAUUGAAAAGAAUAAUCAUGUUGAGCUAACAAACGAGGAAAAAGAUAUUGUUGAUAAUAUCAGGCGUGCUACCAUAACAUAUGCAGAAAACUUAAAAAGACUCGAACUACUCAUUUCAGAAGGCGAUUUUGACAAUAAUUUUCCGAACAUGUUGACAAAACGAUUUCUAGAAAAACAAGAACUCAAGAUGGAUGGGUAA